Messenger RNA from Paramecium primaurelia, 403 nucleotides. NCBI's taxonomy places the organism in Eukaryota, Ciliophora, Oligohymenophorea, Peniculida, Parameciidae. The record is from the annotation of a GenBank genome assembly.
AUGGUUGAAGUGGUCAAUAUAUCAGGAUAAAAAAGUUAAAUUAUACCUAAAGGUGAAAUUAUCAUCUUAGAAAAUUAUCAAGAGUUUUACCUAAACUCAAGAACUAAAGAUCCUCAAGGAUUGCUAUUAGAUUAAAAAAAGCAUUAGCCAGCUUUAUGCUAUUUUAGAUAAAAAAAUUAUUAGAAUUGGAUAGUGAUGAGUAAAAAGAGAGAACCUGAUUAACCAGAUGGUUUAGAUGGUUAGGAUCUGUAAACUAGAUAAAGGAAAGUUUAAUUCACAUAUAAGCGAGAAAUAAAUGAUUUAAAUAGGCAGAAUGACUAAUAAAUAGAGAAACAAGUAAGGUAGAAUGAAUAAUAUAAGUAAUAUUAGACAAUUAAAGGAAGUGCUGACAGCAUAAAGUUGA